Priapulus caudatus is the source of this 2716-nucleotide messenger RNA. RefSeq lists its product as uncharacterized. The transcript is spliced from 6 exons. NCBI's taxonomy places the organism in Eukaryota, Metazoa, Priapulida, Priapulimorpha, Priapulimorphida, Priapulidae. The coding region runs from base 415 to 1215 and encodes 266 amino acids. The record is from RefSeq and is a predicted model, not a curated record.
GUCGACAUGCAAAGUAGGUUGUUUGUUUGGCCAUAUGGUUUGGCCUCGCGCGAGUCAUUCUGUCGAAAAGAGUAGAACUGAUCAUAUAAUGCACAUUUUACCCGCAACACACGUGCCGAUGGAAAAUUGUCAGCUUUUGUUAAGUAAAGAGCAGCCCCCGAGUCACGCAGUGAGUAGUAAGGUCUCUGAAACCAGAAACCUCACCCGUGUACGCAACCUGUCCGGAGACAGCACCGACGGUCAGCAGGGGGUACUAGCGAGCAAGCAACAACGCACCAGCUUGCUGUCUAAGAUCAGGAGAUAUCUUAGUUAAUAAUAGCAGCUUCGCUGGGAGAAUCAUCUUUUCCAGUUCGACUACAGCUAAAAUAAGAAGCCAAUUCUUUAGCCUGGACAAACUCCUCCGCACGCAGGACCAUGGUUGGGCCAGCCAGCACCGCAGAAUGUCCGAUCCCCAGGAUAUGCGCACGACUCGCCACGGGCAAGAUAUCGGGUGUCGUCGUCGAUUUUGCGAGAGAGCUAAGAGUUGAGAUACACAAUGGCAACGCGACCGUAGCAUUAGCGACAAAGGUGGGGCAAACAAAAUGUGCGGGGAUAGCAGCAGCAGCAGCCGCAGCGACGACGGCGGGGACGGAUACCGCGACGGGCCUCUCUUCGUUCUACCGCGGCCUCGGAGUCAAGUUCGUGCAGAGCAAGUCGCCCCUGCCCCCGCCGCGGACACCGGCCCUGAUGGUGGGACGUGGAUUCACGACAGCUUCCUUCGUCAACGCCGUAGCGAGAACCUCGUUCGCGCCUCCGGCGACGGUGUUGAUGCUGGGCAGCAGGAACGUGCUGCUGAUGGCUCCCAUCCUCCUCGGUUACGACGUGACGCGGGAGCGACUGCUCGCCGCCCGCCUCCUCGCUGACACGCCCGUGUCGCGCGCUUUCCUCGCCGCCGCUGCCGGCCUCGCAGCCGCCGCGCUCACCACCACCGCCGCACUCGCAUCGUCGCAUGAUACGAGGCACCUUCUCUGCCGCGGCAUGUACAGGACACUCUGGAAGAGGUUCGGCCCCGCCGUUGCCACGCAUGCCGUGUGGAGCGUCGCCAUCUUCUCGGCACUGGAGCAGGCGCGGUUCGUGCUGUCCAGCGGCUGCGUGUGUGCGGCCGAGCGGCCCCGCGCCGGACGCUUCCGCGAGGAGAAGAGGUUGAUGGUGCUCUCGCACCCACAGUCUCUGUGACGCGUCGACCGAGACGGCCGGGUACCGCCGGCGGUGGUUCGACAUCUCCGCAGAGCGAGCGCCUACAGCAGAUCUCAUCGUAGUUAUUAAAUAAAAUGCAUUGCGCAUUCAUUCUGGCAGCGCGGUGGGGUAGGCACUUCGUCGUUGGGUAAUUGGCACGAUCAGUCGCUACCUGCAAUUUUGCAGUUGUUUACUUGGAGCAGAUGUCAGUAAAUUAUUGUGUCGUGAAUGCGCUGUGGCAGCAGAGAGGGGUUAACGCUACGCUGUUAGUUCAAUGUUGUGUAGGUGUGGAACUGCACUUGCGUCAUACUGUGUUCCGAUGGUACAGCAUUUACAGGUUCGCACAAGAAUUAACCCCCCCCCCCCGGGUGAACUAUGUAGAUGAUACGAUGCACUCUGUCUGAUAAAUUUCGAAUGUGUACCUGGUUUUUGCGCUAGUAUGUUAUCCAUCUGCUAUAAACCUAAUUUAUCGUUAAGCGGAUGCUAUGAUUAUGGUUUAGUACUGGCAAAAGUUGCGCUAAUGAAUUUUUGACUGACUUGUCCUGUAUUGUUUUGGGUGUGUGUUUGCAAGUAAGAUGCAAAUGUGGAUGAGCACACAGAAUUCUUUGAACCCCUCCUCUGUGUUGUUUCAUGCCUUCUAGAGAUAUACAGACUUGUGGUGGAAGUAGAAUAAACGUAUCUCUGAAUGUCGACGGAAACUGCGCUGCUUACAUAAUUUACUUCUUUAGCUCCGAUCUCUAGGGUCGUAUGUACAAAUAUUAGUAUAAGUGUUGUGUUGUGCUAUGAUACCUUGUCGAUGUAAUAAGAGUAAUGGAGGGUCUUAUUCCAGCGUGUUUAGUUUCGGUCUGCUUAUGUCUAAUGAUUACAAGGGACCACUCAGCUGUAGUCUAUAAUGUGCAGGAAGAUCUCGUAUAACUGUAUGGUUAUAUUGCGAUAGUUUGUAGUAAGAGGAUAUUUUGUGUUAUUCCGAUUCUUUCAUAGUUCUUAUGACAAUCGUAAUGUUUGACUGCAACCACAGUGCGUUGGUAUGGCGGUGCCAAGAUAACGUAAUUCUCAUAUUUAUGAAACGAUAAUUUCGUACUUUGGUUUUGAUGAACCGAUUACCAUCGUUAUACGAGAUGCUACUGUACUUUUUAUUGUUUUGUGGUCAUUUUAGGGGCUGGAUUCCUUUAAAACAUCUUAAAAGUUGAAUUGGAUAUGUAAAGGGAAAGCUUUUUAUUAUGCCCUGUUUCAGGAAUUGAUGAUUCUCCUACAAGUAUAGUAACUAUUCAGCAUUGAUGGAAAUGUGUUUUAAUUUCAUCAGUAACCCUUUUCUUCUUCAUUUAUUUUCAUCUGUAUUAUCCCGAUUUUCAUUUCUGAUAACAACUAUAUUAUAAUUUGAGAAAGGCUAGGUAGACGACUUGGUUUUCUUGAUGGUGUCUGUCGCAUAUCUAUGAUCUGUAAGAGCUUCACUAUAUUACUUUUGUAAAUAAAAUGCAUCAUUAUACUGUUGGCAUUGUAA